Molecule: messenger RNA, 4762 nt
Organism: Micropterus salmoides (largemouth bass)
Lineage: Eukaryota; Metazoa; Chordata; Actinopteri; Centrarchiformes; Centrarchidae
Gene: npc1l1
Product: NPC1-like 1
Exons: 21
Coding region: 191-4207 (1338 amino acids)
Cellular component (GO): membrane
Molecular function (GO): lipid carrier activity
Source: RefSeq, a predicted model, not a curated record
CCUAAUCCUGUCAGACAGACAGACAGAUAGGCAAAAGUAGAGAGAGGACAACUUAGGACGCACAGAGCACCUCUCACUGUCUUACUUUGUCUAAUGCAUCUUCCAAUAGGACGGCGGUGAUUAAUAUACACUCCAUUUUACUGGACCCGAGGACCCUGACUCUCCUGUUACAGAAAGACUCUCAAGAAUCAUGGUCCGUGUCGCAGCCCUGAUCACUUUUUUGACUUGUAUGGCGCUGUCAUUAGCCCAACAUGAGGAGGGCUACUGCGCUUUCUAUGAGGAGUGCGGUCGUAACCCGUCACUAGGAGUCACUCUCAUUCCUCCUAUCGUCCCCUGUCUCAACUACAGUCGUGCCCGUCACCUCACAGGAGAGCACUACAAGAAACUCCAAGAGGUGUGUCCCAUUUUGGACCGUGGAGAGAACAACACAUACGCCUGCUGCUCCAUCAAACAGCUGACAUCCCUGGAACUCAGUCUGACCCUGUCCAAGGCUGUGCUCGUCCGCUGCCCUUCCUGCACUGAAAACUUUGCUCACCUGCACUGCAUCAACACCUGCAGCCCCAACCAGAGCCAGACAGUAAAAGUCACAAAGGUCAUGAAUGUCACUUACCUGGGCAAGAAGAAGGAAGCCGUGGUAGGUUACCAGUCAUUCAUCAGCAGCACCUUUGCAGACACUGCCUUCCAGUCUUGUAAAAAUGUCAGGAUCCCUACAACAGGGGGCUUUGCCAUCGCCACCAUGUGUGGUAAGUAUGGCGCCAAGCUGUGCAACGCCCAGCACUGGUAUGACUUCCAGGGAGACUCUAGUAAUGGCCUGGCCCCACUGGACAUCGAUUUCAACCUGAUAAAAGAGGGAGACACUGAGGGACUACCAAAGGGUGUGAUUCCCUAUAAUGGACGCGCUCUAAAGUGUAACGAGACCACGCCAUCUGGAGGUAUGGUCUGCUCCUGCCAGGACUGCCAAGAGUCAUGCCCAAAGAUGCCGCCUCCUCCACUUCCCCCCAGCCCCUUCAGACUGUUGGGGACAGACGGCUUCCUUGUGAUUUCUAUCAUCUUACUCUGUCUCCUGAUAUUUUCCUUCCUUCUCUACAUCUCCGUCGCUUGCUGGGUGAAGUCUCGGAAAAGACAGGAUGGAAUGAAAGGGAAGAAAAAGGGGAAAGACCAGAACAGUAAUAAUGUAACUCAGCAGGUCAUUGAUCCAUCAGAGGUGACAUGUGCUGAAAGGAACACCAUGGCUGCCCAAGCUUUCCUAAGCUUAAAGUUUUGCCAGUGGGGAACCCUCAUGGCCACAUAUCCCCUAACGGUGCUCCUGUUGUCAGCUAUAGUCGUUGCUGUUUUCUCUGUUGGCCUGAAGUCCAUUGAGCUCACCACUGACCCAGUCGAGCUGUGGUCUGCUCCCAACAGCCGCGCCCGCCAGGAAAAAGACUUCCACGACACAUAUUUUGACCCUUUCUUCAGGACGAACCAGGUGAUCUUGACAGCACCCGGCAGAAAAGGCCACAUUUACGACUCGUUGCUGUUUGGACCACAGAACUUUAGCGGGCUCGUAUCCAAAGAUCUCAUCAUUGAGCUGCUGGAGCUCCAAAAACGCAUCACGAACAUUGAGUUCUGGUCAGAGGAUUUGAACCGCACAGCAAGUCUGAAGGAUGUUUGUUUUGCACCGCUGAACCCAUCCAACCCCUCCCUGACGGACUGUGCGGUCAACAGCUUGCCACAGUACUUCCAGAACAGCCUGAAAAACAUUAACGCUAAGGUGAACAUGACAGAGCUGGGAGUGACCAAAGAGGUGGACUGGAGAGACCACUUAAUCUACUGCCUCAACUCUCCCCUGUCCUUCAAAGACAUCACUGAUUUAGGUAUGAGCUGCAUGGCUGAUUACGGAGCGCCAGUCUUCUCUUUCCUGGCUGUGGGAGGCUAUGAGAAUGACGACUUCACCAACGCUGAGGCUUUCAUCCUGACUUUCUCACUCAACAACUAUGCUCGCACUCAUCCCAAGUUCAAAGUGGCAAUGCAGUGGGAGACAGAGUUUCUUAAAAUUGUCCAGGACUACCAGAAAAACCCUGCCACUAACUUCACCUUUGCAUACAUGGCAGAGAGGUCUCUGGAGGAUGAGAUUAAUCGGACAACAGCGGAGGACAUCCCCAUCUUCAUGAUCAGCUAUGCUGUAAUUUUUGUUUACAUUGCUGUGGCCUUGGGGGAGUACACUUCAUGGAAACGCAUACUGGUGGACUCCAAGUUUCUGGUGGGUCUGGGUGGGAUCCUGGUGGUCGGCUGUGCUGUUCUGGCCUCCAUGGGCUUCUACUCCUGGAUCGGCCUUCCCUCCUCGCUGAUCAUUCUGCAGGUUGUGCCUUUCCUGGUGCUGGCUGUCGGAGCUGACAACAUCUUUAUCUUUGUUCUGGAGUACCAGAGAGAUGUACGGAGGUCUGGAGAGAAGAGAGAGGAGCAGAUUGGGCGUGUUCUUGGAAACGUGGCUCCCAGCAUGCUUCUGUGCAGUCUUUCUGAGUCUGUCUGCUUCUUUCUAGGGGCCCUCUCUACAAUGCCAGCAGUGAAGUCCUUUGCUCUGUAUGCUGCUCUGGCCGUGCUCAUGGACUUCAUCCUUCAAAUCACAGCCUUUGUGGCACUGCUGUCCCUAGAUGCCCGACGCCAAGACAGCAACCGCUGUGAACUGCUCUGCUGUGUUAAAGUGUCAACCAAGCGGCCCCAAAAGCCAAAUGAGGGCUUCCUGCUGCCCAUCAUGAGGAAAUACUACGCCCCUGUCCUGUUGCACCGCUACACCAGGAUCAUAGUGAUGUUGGUUUUCAUCUUCAUGCUCUGUGCAUCAAUGUUCCUCAUGUUUAACGUGACCGUGGGUCUGGAUCAGGAGCUGGCUAUGCCUCAGGGCUCUUAUAUGCUGGAUUAUUUCCAGUACCUGUACAAAUACUUUGAAGUUGGAGUCCCUGUUUAUUUUGUAACAAAAAGGGGCUUCAACUUCACCACUGUGGAGGGCAUGAAUGCAGUCUGCUCCAGUGUGGGCUGUGAUCAGUUCUCGCUAACCCAGAAGAUCCAGUACGCCACCAAUUACCCUGAACUAUCCUACUUGGCUAUUCCUGCUAACUCCUGGGUAGAUGAUUUCAUCGACUGGCUGAACCCUGGAUCCAGAUGUUGUCGUCUGUACACCGUCGGUCCAAAUGUUGGAAAGUUCUGUCCUGCAAGUGUAACAGUUCCUUUUGUCUGUGGCAAGUGUAUGGAUAAACCUUCAGAUGGCGUCCUCAGGCCCAGUAUGGAACAGUUCAACCGAUUCCUCCCUGACUUCCUGGGAAACAGGCCUGACCUGCAGUGCCCCAAAGGUGGCCUUGGAGCCUAUGACACGGCUGUGGUGAGAGAUGAGAGUGGAGAAAUUAUAGCUUCUCGGUUCAUGGCUUACCACACACCUUUAACCAACUCUCAGGAGUUCACUGCUGCACUCCAGAAGUCCAGGGAGCUGGCCUACAACAUCACCAUGGGCAUGAGGAAAAUACCAGGCACCUCACCUGACUUUGAAGUAUUUCCUUACACGUUGACUAACGUAUUUUACGAGCAGUACCUGACGAUUGUUCCAGAGGGGCUCUUCAACAUCUCCCUGUGUCUGCUGCCGACCUUCGUGGUGUGCUGUCUGCUGCUGGGUUUGGAUCUGCGCUCCGGUCUGCUCAACCUAAUCACCAUCAUCAUGAUCGUUGUGGAUACCGUUGGUGUCAUGACACUGUGGGACAUUGAUUAUAACGCAGUGGCCCUCAUCAAUCUGGUCACGGCAGUGGGAAUCUCUGUGGAGUUUGUGUCCCAUAUGACAAGAUCCUUUGCACUCAGCAGUAAGCCCACACAUGUAGAAAGAGCUAAGGAGGCUACCGCCAACAUGGGCAGCGCGGUGUUUGCUGGUGUUGCUAUGACCAACCUGCCAGGCAUCCUUGUGCUGGCGUUUGCCAAAGCGCAACUCAUCCAGAUCUUCUUCUUUCGAUUAAACCUGGUCAUUACACUUUUGGGGUUGGCUCAUGGACUUAUAUUCCUUCCUGUGCUGCUCAGCUACUUUGGUCCUGGUGUAAAUAAAGCAGUGCUGCUGCAGCUCCAGCAGGCCAAGGCAAAGGCCAGCCAGGAUCUGGAAAUGAGAAACAAUAUGAAACACGUCUAUGAUAACAUAAACUUUGAAGAUAACGAGAUAAAAAAACCCUACAAAGAGGAGAGAAUUGACCGUUUCUGAGCACCAACAACAAAACAAUGUUUAAGCUCUGAUGAGUAAAUACCUCUGUAACAAACUGAACACGGAUGGACACUUUAAAGGAGAGAGAUAGCAAACAAGGAGUCAUGUAUUUGGCUCUGUAUGGAAAUCAUUAACUGAACUAUGUACCUCAAUCAGAAAUGGACCAGUGGGACUGAAGACAGUAAAACAAUGCAACAACAACUUGCAAUGCAAGAGUGGGUGAUUGCAAUGAGAAUCAGCCUUCCUGUCUCAACAUGUGAAAAACUGCAUGUCUGUCUUCACAAGCACUGCAGCUGGGCACGAUUUGUUGUUCAAUUGUGAAAUUAUUUGACAGUACAGGAAGUCGACAAAUGUUCUUAAAUUAGUCAUUUUGUAUUAUUUUUUUAUUGAAUGUAAUUGUUUAGUUUUUGUUUAUUGUUCACAUUAGCACUGUUUAGAGUGAUUUAAAGGAACACACACUCCAGAAUUUCAUAUUAGUUUUUUUCAAUAGCAGUACAUUGGCAUUGCUGUAAAAUGUGCAAUCAUUGAAAAGAUAUUAAAUAUAUUUAAACAUUU